Molecule: messenger RNA, 1693 nt
Organism: Funneliformis caledonium
Lineage: Eukaryota; Fungi; Glomeromycota; Glomeromycetes; Glomerales; Glomeraceae
Source: the annotation of a GenBank genome assembly
AAUUCCAGAUUGGAUACAAUUUAUGCAAAAUCAUAAUUAUGCUCUAGAAAGAUUUAUAAAAGCAAAUGGUAGAUAUAUGCUUUAUGAUACAUCCAAACCACUCAAAGUUCUUACAAUUCAUUCAAAAUUACAAACAAAUAAGGAUUAUUCCUCCAAUCCAUAUUAUUAUGCUAUUACAAAAAAAGAAAAUAUAUCAACUUCUCCGUGGGUUCCUAUACUUCCUAGCUAUUAUAUAAUUGAAAAGUUUGGAGAUCAAUAUGUAUGUUUAGAAAUUCAAAUAGGUGCAGGACUUAUUGGUGGUAUCAAUAGGCAACAACUUCAAACUAUAUUUUCUAUGAUAGGCAUUAUAGCACAAUCAUCAAAAGGAUAUUACCAUAAUAAACAAAAUGAAUACUUGGAAAAUAUAAUUAAUAAAGUUGAAACAAGUGCAAAAAUUGCUUUGGCUAAAGCUAUUGCACAAAUUAAAACAAAAGAAUGUCUUGAAGGAUACAGUCAUAAACUUAUUAUUGCUUAUGCGAUUGCAGAAAAAUCACAAGCAGCUGAAGUACUUUUGGAUAUAGGAGUUGAUGGUGAUUUAAACUCAAACAAGACUUUAAAUAAUAUUCCAUAUGUGAACAAAGUAUAUGCAGAUUUAAAACAUAUCGGCAAAAAUAUCAGAGCAAAAAUCACAAGUGAACGAAAACUUGAUGAGAAUAAGAUUACCAUAUUGGAUGCUGAAUUAGAAAAAGUACAUAUUGACAGACUUGUCGCUCACCUUUCAGAUGAUCAUAGUUUAAUUAUUGUAAUAAGCCCAUUGGUAUCUCUAAUUGAUGACCAAGUGAUUGAAACAAUUGCUACUAGAAUUGGAUGCGCUAGCAUUUAUGCGAGAAAGUAUCAAUCUUCACAGUAUUUUGAAAAAGUCUUUUCUGAGAUCGCUAUUAGACUAAUCAAACUUUUAUAUAUAACUGCAGAAAGCUUUAUUUGCAAUAAAUCCUUUACCGCAAUGCUCCUAAAUUUUGCCAAAUAUGCACCUGUAUCUUUUGUAAUAGAUGAAGUACAUUGCAUUGUAGAAUGCAACCCAAUUAUGAUGCUUACAGGAACUUGUAAGAAAUCUGAUACCCAACUUACAAUGGAAGUACAUUCUAAAAGUAUAAAAGAAAAAACAAUUGGGAAAAUUAUCAAACUACUAAAGGAAUUAGAAGAAAGAAAAUGUAUUGUUUACUGCCUAACAGUACGAGCAUAUAAUGAUAUUUAUGAGCAACUUUACGGAAAAUCAGAUCUUAAAUUAAUGAUGGCUGUAUACUAUAGUUCUUUGGAUGGCGAAGAGAAAAAGAAGAAGUUGAAAUUAUGGAAAGAUAAUACAAUUCAGCUUAUAAUUGUAAUCAAUGCUUUUGGUAUGAGUCUUAAUGAUAAAAAAGUUCGAUUAGUGAUACACUAUGCUUUUUUAUUAAAUACAGAAACUGGAAGAGCAGAAAGAGAUCAUAAUCCUGCAAAGUCUGUAAUUUUUUAUAGCUGCCAUGAUAUUUGCAUUAACUAUAUAAUUAUAACGCAAGGUAGAGAAUUAGUAAUUGAAAACAUGAAUAAUAAUAGCUUUGAAGCAAAUAAAAGGCAAGCAUACCUGGCUAGAGCACGUGAAAAAAUAUUUGAAGUUAUUCAUUUCUGUGAAGAACAAUAUAUCUGUAAGGAAUAUAUGCUUGCAAAAUACUUUGCAUGA